AUGAAUGAUUCAGUGACUUCACUGUCAUCAAUAUCAUCUGAUUCAGUGUCAUCGGAAAGUUCAACAUCUGUAUCUGAUAACUUCUUAACAAUAAACGAGAAUGAUCUAAAUGAGGAUAUAUUGGAAAAAGAAAUUGAAAAAUGCAAUCAAAUGAUAAGAACUACUAAAGAGUGUAGUCAAGAACGGAUGCGACUGGUCAGAAGACUAGUAGAGUUAAGGUUCAAAUUAGAAAUGAUAACAGAAAUAAAGGCUUUAGAAAACAAAAAUCUUCCAAAUGAAACUAAAGUGGUUUUUGGUCAUCAUUUAUCUUUUGUAUUUAAGCCAAAUUGGUUAGAAAAUAAAUUUUGUGAUGUAUGUACAAAAACUAUUUGGAAAUACAUGCAACAGUUGUAUGAAUGUUCAGAUUGUGGAUACUACUGUCAUAUUUUUUGUGUGGAAAAGAUUAAAAGGGUUUGUACUGCAGUUGUUGCUAGUGAACAUUCUAUGAUUCUGACUAUCACUCCAUCUAAUGGAUUGUUAUCCCAAGAUUACAAAUGUGCUGAAUGCCAAUCAUAUAUCCGUAUACGCAACACCAAAAUGUCAUCUGAAGAUAAUCUUUCAUUAGAGGCCCGCUUAUGUGACUAUGAUGGGAAAUAUUACUGUCCUUUACACCAUUGGAAUAAUACCGCUUUAAUACCAGCACGUGUUCUAUGUAAUUGGCAAUUUGAAAAAAAAUGUGUGAGUCAGGCAUCUUUUCAACUACUUAAUUAUAAUUAUAAAUCAAAGAUGUACAAUUUGGAAAAACACAAUCCUAAACUCUAUACAUAUUUAGAGUCACUAAAUCAAAUCAAAAAUAUUAAAAACGUCUUAGUAAAAAUGAAAAAAUACUUGGUUUUGUGCAAAGUUUGGAAUGCUCAAUUAAAAAAUGUAUCCUCUAGAUGUCAUGAAUUGCUAUAUGAUAGUAUUUUGUAUAGCAUGAAAGAUAUGGUUGAAAUAAAAUCAGGACUUUUUUUAGAGGAUUUACAGGGAGUAAAAGAUGUCUGUGAAAAACAUAUUCGAUAUGAAUGCGAAAUUUGUAAAAAUCAAGGAUAUAUUUGUGAGCUUUGUCAAAAGGACACAAUAAUAUUCCCAUUCGAUGAAGAUGCACAUAGCUGUGUUAAAUGUGAUAAUGCUUAUCACUACCAAUGUUGGAAAAAUAGAGAUUUCUGCCCUAAAUGUAAAAGAAUUAAAGAACGGUCUAAACUUCAAGAAGUAUAA
Messenger RNA from Macrosiphum euphorbiae (potato aphid), 1236 nucleotides. NCBI's taxonomy places the organism in Eukaryota, Metazoa, Arthropoda, Insecta, Hemiptera, Aphididae. The record is from the annotation of a GenBank genome assembly.